AUGGUGGAGGCACGACUGGUUGACUCUAAGUCAACAUUCUCUAUUUUUUCUCAUCUACUAGAUGCCCGGAUACUGCGCGCCCUUGCAGACAUGGGCUUUGCCCGCCCAACCCUCGUCCAGGCAAAAGCCUUGCCCAUUGCACUUGAAGGCCGCGAUAUCCUUGCAAGAGCUCGGACAGGCAGCGGCAAAACGGCUGCAUAUUGUAUUCCGAUCGUGCAGAAAAUUCUGAGUGCGAAAUUUUCAUUAUCCAACUCAGAUGAAGGUUAUCAAAUGACGCGUGCUGUAAUUCUUGUGCCCACUCGCGAACUGUCCGAACAGGUCACAACAUGCCUUCAAAGCCUCCUCACUUAUUGCGAGAAGGAGGUUAUCGUUGUUAACUCGGCAACUGGUUCCUCUACACAUCUGCAACGUGCACUUCUUGCAGAUAAGCCAGACAUCGUCAUUUCAACUCCUUCUCGUGCCCUCGGGCUGCUUCAAUCAAAGACUUUGAACCUCUCUUCACUGGAAUCCCUUGUUAUUGAUGAGGCUGAUCUCAUUUUGUCCUAUGGGCACGAUGAGGACGUUCGACAAAUUUUUACCGGAGGAUAUCUUCCAAAGGUUUAUCAGUCAUUCCUGAUGAGCGCAACCAUGACAGAUGAUGUUGAGACACUGAAGGGCCUGGCUCUUCGUAGUCCAGCUAUCCUGAAGCUGGAGGAGGAUGAGGAUGAGGCAUCACUCCUGAGCCAAUAUUCUGUUCAGUGCUCCGAAGUCGACAAAUUCCUUCUCACAUAUGUCAUCCUUAAACUCCGCCUCGUAAAGGGCAAAUGCAUCCUUUUUGUCAACGACGUCGACCGCUGCUAUCGCUUGAAACUCUUCUUGGAACAAUUUUCAAUAAAAAGCUGUGUGCUAAAUUCUGAGCUUCCCCUCAAUUCUAGAUACCAUACAGUGCAGGAGUUUAACAAGGGCGUUUACGACUACAUCAUUGCAACUGACGAAAACGCGACCAGCGCAGAAGCCGAUUCCGACGAUGAAACCGAGGAGGAUGGACUUCAGGACGAUGCUGGCGACGAAUUGACGCCAACACAACGCGCACGGACAAACCCAGACGAAGAUGUCCAACCUGAACCUACGUCUACAAAGCGGAAGCAUCCUGACAAUGCUCCUCAACCUGGCCCUUCCAAAUCAAAGAAACCGAAGCGCCGUACGAAGUCUGACAAAGAGUAUGGCGUUACACGUGGAGUGGACUUUGUCGACGUUGCUUGUGUGCUCAACUUCGAUCUACCCACGUCAUCUCGGUCAUAUACUCAUCGCGUAGGCCGCACUGCCCGCGCUGGGCGGGCAGGCAUGUCAUUAUCCUAUGUCGUUCCUAAAGACCAAUGGGGUAAAAACAAGGUUGUCGGUUGCCUUGAAAGCGCAAAGAAUGACGAGGCUGUCUUUUCAAAGAUCGAAAAACAACAGGCAGCCCGGGGUUCCAAAAUACAAGAGUACAAAUUCGAUAUGAAACAAGUGGAGGCAUUCCGGUAUCGAAUGGACGACGCGCUACGGUCUGUGACAAGAAGCGCUAUCAAGGAGGCUAGGAUCAAGGAACUUAAAGCUGAGAUUAUCAACUCGGAAAAACUCAAAGCACAUUUUGAGGACAAUCCACUCGAUCUCGAAUAUUUACGCCAUGACAAACCUUUACAUCCCACCAGGGUUCAGGCUCAUAUGAAACAUAUACCAAAAUACUUGCUUCCUCGUCUAGUUUCAGCACCAGCUGUUGAAGCUGAAGAGCCCACAGUUGGUUUUGUGCCAUUCAAAAAGUCUUCUGCACGCGGUCGCGGCCGUGGUCGUGGGGGCAGAGGUGGGGGCGGAAGUCGCGGUGGGAAGAAAAAAUCUGAUCCUCUGAAAAAGUUUCGGUAG
Suillus paluster is the source of this 1878-nucleotide messenger RNA. RefSeq names its product P-loop containing nucleoside triphosphate hydrolase protein. The record is from RefSeq and is a predicted model, not a curated record. The coding region runs from base 1 to 1878 and encodes 625 amino acids. Gene Ontology annotation, molecular function: ATP binding; nucleic acid binding. Gene Ontology annotation, cellular component: nucleolus. NCBI's taxonomy places the organism in Eukaryota, Fungi, Basidiomycota, Agaricomycetes, Boletales, Suillaceae. The transcript has 9 exons.